GAAGAAGACUAUUCAUCUUAACCGAAGACUACUGAUAAAGUGACGUUUCCUCUCCACUAACCCCGAGAGAACGUGUGAUUGAGACCAGUAAUCAGAUCAGCUGAGGAUUCAAUGGAGCCAACUCAAAGUACAGUGGAUUUUCUCUAGCUGUUUUUGGACAUUGCCAUGGAGGAGGGAGUAUCAUGGAUUUUGUGAGGGGUUCCAGUGUUCCCAGAGCGCACUACACAAUGGUUGGAGAGGCGCUGCGUUAUGUGAUCCCCUGUCAUAUGCAGUGCUCAAUGGGAUGUGGAGGACAAGCCUGCAAAUACGAGGACCCUUCGCACUGGAGUGAAGACCAGCAGGCCAUACAAGGAAUCUACUCUUCCUGGAUUACUGAUGAUAUGCUUGCAAUGGCCCGUCCUUCCACUGAAAUAAUUGAAAAAUUCAACAUAAUCGACCAGUUUUUGAGACGUGGUUUGAAGACAAUCAUUAACCUCCAGUGCCCUGGUGAACAUGCUAGCUGUGGAAACCCGCUGGAUUCCGACAGUGGCUUUACUUACCGACCAGAGACAUUCAUGGAGGCUGGCAUAUAUUUCUACAACUUUAGAUGGAUUGACUACGGUGUGGCAUCUCUCACAUCUAUCCUGGAUAUGGUUAAAGUCAUGUCUUUUGCUAUCCAAGAAGGCAAAAUCGCUGUUCACUGUCAUGCCGGGCUUGGCAGAACAGGUGUGCUCCUGGCCUGUUACUUGCUGUUCACCACACAGAUGACAGCAGAUCAAGCCAUUCUGUUAAUUCGAAACAAGCGACCAAACUCCAUCCAGACUCGAGGACAGCUCCAGUGCGUCAGGCAGUUUGCUCAGUUCCUCGUCCCGCUAAGAAACCUGUUUGCUAACGCUGAGCCCAGAGCUCCGGCUGUUACUCUUUCCCAGUUCCUGAUCCGUCAGAAACACAUCCUGCAUGGACUGGAGGCCCGGCAGUUGAGAUACGUGCCAAAGCUGGUUCCGCUCAUCUGCAGGCUCCUCCUGGAUAUCGCGGAGAACCGUCAGGUUAUUGAGGAGGACAUCGUUGAGGUUCCUGACGUCACGCCGUUGGUGGAGAAAACAUUUAAUGAAAAUUCAAUACAUAGCUUUAACAGAGAGAUGCUGGCAAAUGGGAUGGCUAUGAUCAGGCCACGUCUUCCAGGACUACCCAAAACCAACAGAGACAACUCACAGCCGCUUUACUACGUCCGUAAGAGCCUUAGCUACAGCGAUUCCGACUUGCGGAGGUUAGCAGAAUCUCUGAACCUUCCAGAUAACCCUCUGUGUGUGUUGGCCAGCAUGCAGUUGUCUUCCAUGAGCAAUCAGCUGGAGGCUUUUAGCUGUGUGUCCCAAAACAGUCCGGCUCCUCCGCUAGGGGCCUGUAAAGGCAAUGCCAUCUACAGCUCCAGCAGCAAUUUAUGGGAGCUGAAGACUUUGAUGGACCAGACAGAGGGAUCUCCUCUGCUCAAAAACAGGAGGCAGUCUUUUCUGCAGCGAAGCAGGUCUCUGGGCGUUUCAGAUGAGCAGAACAUCAAUAGCAUCGCCAGAAUACUGUCCUUCUGGAGGAAAGACAGGAAGAAGAGUACCGACCUAGAAGAGACUGUAAUUACAGAGAAAGAGCACUCGGAGGUGCCCUUCAUCACUGUCCAGUCAGAGCUGUCUCUGGAGUCCCGCCGCCUGCUUGUGGCUCAGUCUAUUGCAGUGGACCUGGAGAAGGAUGGAGAGAAGCAACAAAUUCAGAAAGUGGCUGCUUGGCAGGUGGAUCUUAAUCGGCAGGGUGCGUGGGAGCGACUGUGUUUGGAAAAAGACCCCUUUAUUCUGACUGGAAUCCUGUGGUCGUGGCUGGAGCAGCUCAGAGAACCAAUCAUAUCAGCUGAUGACGUCCACAUGCUUACAGAGUCCCAUCCGGACCCCCAAACCAUACUCAGCAGCCUAGACAGGGCUUCGAGGGAAACGGUGAUAUGCAUUCUGGACUGUUUCGCUCAUUUGUUCACAGUUCCUGAGGAGGUUGAAAGCGCGUUUCUGGAGCGAGCUACAAAGGCUUUCACAAAGGUGAAAAACGCAGACGAUGGGAAGAGCAUUCACGAAGUCAUGAAGAAGGUCUUGAAGCUGGUUCUGGAUCAUCUGAGGUCGAUCGCUAUGAAUGAGGUUGAGGUGUAGCAGGUUAAUCACAAACUAAAUUAACAGUAGUAAAGAUGCACCGCACACAUCUGCUUUGUCAGCUGAUUGAAAAGGGACGGUACAUAUCUCAGGUCUUGAUUCAGAUGAAUGUCAUGCACAACUUAACGUAGACUGAAUUACAAUGCUUUGUUGGGGUCAAAAGUUGAUUGUUUUGAUGGCAGAAGUCACACUGUUAAUGUAUUAUGUGCCAUGGUGCUAAUUCUUGACAAGCAUUGCAACUGAAACCUCAUUUUUGUACCAUCUU
Molecule: messenger RNA, 2424 nt
Organism: Danio aesculapii
Lineage: Eukaryota; Metazoa; Chordata; Actinopteri; Cypriniformes; Danionidae
Gene: ptpdc1b
Product: protein tyrosine phosphatase domain containing 1b
Exons: 10
Coding region: 183-2159 (658 amino acids)
Biological process (GO): cilium assembly; signal transduction; protein dephosphorylation
Molecular function (GO): protein tyrosine/serine/threonine phosphatase activity
Source: RefSeq, a predicted model, not a curated record